AUGGGAGAUGCUUCUCAUGCGUCUCAUGUUAGGUCUCGUACUUAUGCUGAUCAGGUGAAGGGGAAGCAACAGCUUCCAACAACAUCUAUUGAUCUCAGUUCUUUACCAUUGCCAACGAUAAAAGAAGGAAAACCAGCGAUUGUUUUACCUGAAUCUUUCUAUUUGGAAGGUUGUGAUAUUUGGAAAUUCAGUCUUAUUGGACGUUUAGAUUUCAAAGGAAUUACUUUCCAAGAGGUGAAGGAUGAUUUGGAACAUCAAUGGCAGCUAGGUCAAGGUGCGGUUCAGCUAAUUCCUAUGAGUAGAGGUUUCUUCACCAUCAAGUUACAAUCCCAAACAGCAAAAGACAAGCUUUUGAAUGCUGAAGCUUGGCAUCAAAAGCUAACCCUAAUUGAAUGGUUUCCUGGUUUUGAUGCUGAAAAACAAAGAUCAUCUCAUGCUUCCGUGUGGGUUUCUUUUCCAGGGCUUCCAUUAGAAUUCUGGACAGAAAAAACGCUAUUGUCCUUGGCUAAAUCAUUAGGAACUCCAAUUGUGGUUGAUAGACGUACUCUUGCUCAUGAAUAUGGUCACUUUGCAUCAGUUUUGGUGGAUAUUAAUUUUGCUGAAGCAACUACUGAUGCUAUUCAUAUUACGGUUGGGGGUUUAGAUUUUUGGCAAUCUGUUGAGAUUCAAAAAGUUCCAAAAUAUUGUUCCAAGUGCAAGUUGAUUGGGCAUACUGAUCAUGAAUGUAGAAAGCAGCACAAGGAAAAUACUGAGAGACAACUUGUGGUAAGCAAACAAGUUAGCGUUGAUGAUUCUCAACCUGGCGUGAGCAAUAUUCCUAAACCUGCUGGUGGGGAAUG
Messenger RNA from Papaver somniferum (opium poppy), 839 nucleotides. RefSeq lists its product as uncharacterized. The transcript has 2 exons. The record is from RefSeq and is a predicted model, not a curated record. The annotation marks the transcript as partial. NCBI's taxonomy places the organism in Eukaryota, Viridiplantae, Streptophyta, Magnoliopsida, Ranunculales, Papaveraceae.